AUGUCAGGCACAAGGACCAGAGAAAGCGAGGAAGGACGCAAUGUUGGCCGGCCUAAAUGGUGUCGUACCUGCUUGCUGUCAGCAUUCCUGAUCCUCUGUGGGGCCGUUCUGUCGCUGAACUACAUCAGCAUUGACUUCUGGUCAUUCAUUGUGAAGACCUGGACCCAAUGGGGGAGGGUGAAGGGCCAAGAGAGUGGUACAGCACAACCACGUGGGACAUCGACCCCUACUACUCUCAAAUCCACCACCACCCAAGCACCCUGGAAGCCACUAGGACCCUUUGAGAUCCUCUACCCCCACAAGUACCACUUCAUUCUUGAUGAGCCUGAAAAGUGCAGAAACCAGUGUCCUUUCCUGGUACUUGUGGUACCAGUUGCACCCCACAACCGGGCAGCUCGGGACACCAUCCGUAGGACCUGGGGUAACGAGAGCCUGGUGCCUGGGGUGACCAUCCGUCGACUCUUUCUGCUGGGACUAGAGGACCAGACAGGUGGCCUACAGGAAGAGCUGCAUGCUGAGAGCAAGGAGCACCAUGACCUGCUGCAGGCCAACUUUUUGGACAGGUAUCUCAAUCUGACUAUCAAGACCAUGGUGAUGAUAGAGUGGUUGGUCACCCGCUGCCCCAAUGCCUCCUACGCUGCCAAGGUGGACACAGACAUGUUCUUCAAUGUAGACCUUCUGGUUAACACACUGUUGGACCCCCACGCUGCACAGCCCAAGGAGGACUACAUCACGGGUGCGGUCAUCCGUAACGGGCUGGUGCAGAGGCAGAAGGGCACCAAAUGGUACGUGCCCGAGGAGGUCUUCCCCCAGGAGACCUAUCCAUGCUAUGUGUCCGGGAAUGCCUACGCCUUUUCCAUGGACCUUUCCGAAAAAAUCCUGAGGGCAUCCCGACACGUGCGAGCCUUCCAUCUGGAGGAUGUGUACCUGGGCAUGUGCUUAGAGCACUUAGGGAUCCUGCCCACUGACCCACCUCAGCCUGGCCUCUUCUACUUGUGGCAAAUCCCUUACAACCGAUGCAAGUUUUCUGGGAUUGUCUCCAUCACUGGAUUUAGCCUAAAUAAAAUUGACAGGUACUGGAGUGACUUCCAAAAGCCUGGGCCACCCUGCUAGGGGGUGCUAUGGAGAA
Molecule: messenger RNA, 1129 nt
Organism: Scleropages formosus (Asian bonytongue)
Lineage: Eukaryota; Metazoa; Chordata; Actinopteri; Osteoglossiformes; Osteoglossidae
Product: beta-1,3-galactosyltransferase 2-like
Exons: 2
Coding region: 1-1113 (370 amino acids)
Biological process (GO): protein O-linked glycosylation
Cellular component (GO): Golgi membrane
Molecular function (GO): N-acetyl-beta-D-glucosaminide beta-(1,3)-galactosyltransferase activity
Source: RefSeq, a predicted model, not a curated record